AUGAAAAUUCUCAUCGGGCUGUUAUUAGGCUGGUUGUUUCUAGCUUGGUCAACCCCAUUUGAAGCCUGUAGAUGUGGACCAGAACAACCAUGUUGGCCAUCAGAGGAACAAUGGCAAGCCUUGAAUAACACCGUUGACGGGAACCUAAUCAAGCUGGCGCCGGUUGGAAACGUCUGCCAUGAGUCUACAUUUGAUGAAGAGUCCUGUCGUGAAUUCUUACACUCGAACCGAAACAGUGGUUGGAGAGCGUCGCAGCCAGCUCAUGUUUCUGUCAUUGUGCUGGGGUCGAAUCGUGCUCACUAUUCUCAUUCAGGAGCUCUACAAGAUUGGCUUUGGGAAAGCGGCUCCAGUACCAACGAGACAUGCGACGUACUUGGUCCUAAGGUCCAAGGAGCGUUAUGUCACCAGGGUAGAAUUCCUUUAUAUUCAGUAGCAGUCGAGUCUGUCGCCCACAUAAAAAGCUCUAUUUCCUUUACUCGGAAGCACAAUCUGCGUCUUGUUAUUCGAAACACUGGUCACGACGGAGCAGGACGAUCAAGUGGCCCUGACUCACUCCAGAUCGAUACUCACCGUAUGAAAGAAAUCACCUAUCAUCAUGAUUUCACGCCCAUCGGAUCUGUCGUAUCAGGUGAAGGGCCCGCUGUGACAGUUGGAGCAGGUGUCAUGCUGGGAGAUCUUUAUGCACAGGGUGCUCAUCACGGCUACACCGUUGUUGGAGGAGAGUGUCCAACAGUUGGAGCCACAGGCGGGUUUGUUCUUGGAGGAGGAGUGUCGAGCAUUCUCAGCCAUACAAGAGGAUUGGCAGUUGACAAUGUACUGGAAUACGAAAUUGUGACUGCAAGUGGCGACCUUGUCAUUGCAAAUGCACACCAGAACAAGGAUCUUUUCUGGGCUCUACGCGGCGGCGGCGGUGCCACAUUUGGCAUUACCACACGAGUCACUGUAAGAGCAUUUCCCGAUGUUCCCAUAUGCACCGAGAAAUUCGUUCUGCAGGGCCCGUAUCAUGAACCAACUUUCUGGAAACAUGGAGUACAGCCUCUACUGGAAACUCUGCAGUCUCUUAAUAGAAAGGGGAUUGUAGGUCAGUUUGAAUUGACGCGACCGAGUGAAGAAUUGGCCCAGACUAGCCUUGAGGUGUUCUUUCUGGAAAGGAAAAAGGACUAUGUCCCCGACGAUGACAUUCGCCAAUUAAAAGACAAACUGAGCUCAAGUGAGGGUGGAAAUUCAAUCCACCAUUCUGUUCAGUCAAGAUGUCUUCCCAAUUUGAACUCUGCUCUCCGACACGCACCAGAUAUUUAUCCACCGGACUACGGAGUCCUUUUUGGAUCCAUCUUGAUCUCCACCUCCAUGUUCAACUCUUCCAAAGGCCCGCGAGAAAUUUCAGAGAAUUUUUCCCGCUUCUCCUUGCAUCCGGGUGAUUUACUUUUUACCAGCAAUCUUGGAGGGCGUGUAUCAGAGAUUCCAGAAAGAGCCGAUAGUGAGACUUCAAUGCAUCCUGGUUGGAGGUCAUCUUCUCAGCUGCUCACUUACGUUCGAUAUGUCGGUGGUCUAUCCGUGGAAAGGAAGGAAUCCGCGUUGUUUGAGUUAACCAAUGUGCAAAUGCCACAUCUUUACUCUCUUGAACCUAACUUCAAUGUUUCUUACGUGAAUCUGCCGGAUCCCAACCAGCCAGGUGCACCAAGAAUAUUUUGGGGCAAAAGCUACGAUUAUUUACUAAAAUUGAAGCAAAUCUGGGAUCCAGAAGAGAUUUUUAUCACGCGUUUGGGUGUGGGAAGUGAGAAUUGGGAUGUUGAGGGGAUGUGCAAGCUGAACCGUGGAUCGAUUCAUCGCGUGAAUUCGCUUUUGCCUCUUGACUGGCUGAGAUAUUAA
Molecule: messenger RNA, 1869 nt
Organism: Penicillium longicatenatum
Lineage: Eukaryota; Fungi; Ascomycota; Eurotiomycetes; Eurotiales; Aspergillaceae
Gene: fgaOx1
Product: FAD-linked oxidoreductase easE
Exons: 3
Coding region: 1-1869 (622 amino acids)
Molecular function (GO): FAD binding; oxidoreductase activity
Source: RefSeq, a predicted model, not a curated record